AUGUGGCAGCUACAGCUGCUCCCACUUCUUCGUCAUCCGCCCCCUGCUCCCUCUGCUCUGAUCCAUCUACCACCACCUCGCAACGCUGCUGCUGCUCUCCCUCCCGCCGCUGCUCUCCCUCCCGCCGCUGCUCUCCCUCCCGCCGCUGCUCUCCCUCCCGCCGCUGCUCUCCCUCCCGCCGCUGCUCUCCCUCCCGUCGCUGCUCUCCCCCCCGUCGCUGCUCUCCCUCUCCCGCCUCUGCUCCCGCCUCGUCUCCCGCCUCUGCUCUCCCUCCUGCCUCGCUCACAACUGUGGUUGUGA
Molecule: messenger RNA, 300 nt
Organism: Closterium sp. Naga37s-1
Lineage: Eukaryota; Viridiplantae; Streptophyta; Zygnematophyceae; Desmidiales; Closteriaceae
Source: the annotation of a GenBank genome assembly